AUUUAACGCCUGUCCUGUAAGGUGAGAGCAGGCAGCAGCUGUCAGCUAACACACGCCGCGGCUAGGGGGGGGUCUCAGUCACACCACCGUCCCCCAGAGAGACCUGCCUCUGGUGUCUGGGCCAGAUCCUUCAACCCAACCAGGACCAGGUCCAGGAACACAACCAGGACCCACAACCAGGACUAGGUCCAGGACUUCCCCAGGACCACAACCAGGACCAGGUCCAGGACCAGGUCCAGGACUGCCCUAGGACCACAUCCAAGACCACAUCCAGGACCACAUUCAGGACCAGGUCCAGGACCACGACCAGGACCAGGUCUCCUUCCCCACCUGCUGUUGGAGGGGCACCAGAGCAGGUGUGGUUCCAGGGACCCGGGGAUCCAGGAUCCGGUGAUGGUCCAGGACCAGUUCCUGUGAUCUCCUGCUGGUUCAGAAGGUUGACUCGUGUUGCCGUCGGCAACGAAGGAGGACGAGGACGAGGACACCAUGUUUUACCUGUGGUGUCUCUUGCUGUGUCUUCAAUGUCUCUGCAGCGGCCUCCCGGCCCCCCAGGUGCUGAACCUGCAGGUGGUCCCUGGGGGGUCCGUGGUCCUGCCCUGUGGGGGGUUGGCCUACCGAGACCAGGACCGGGACGGGAGGGUGGUCUGGGAGCUGUGGAAGAGGGACCCGCUGAUGUUCCUGCUGGAGGAGGAAGUGGUGGCCCCCCGCCCCCCCCAUGAAAGGCUGCAGCUGCCGUCCCAAGACCAGUUCUGGGAGGGGAACUGGUCCGUGACGCUGACAGAUGUUGGGCUGAGCGACCAGGACGACUACUGGUGCCUGUUGGACGACCAGAUCAUCUCCUGGGUCCACCUCCAUGUGGACGACCCGGAUGAAACCUCCGGUCAGGAGACCUGGAGCACGGCGGGCCUCUGGUCCGGGGAUGGACCCUCGGAGACUCCUCUUCCUGUCCUGGAGGAGUCCACUGCUGUCCCGGGGGAGUCCACUGCUGUCCCGGGGGAGUCCACUGCUGUCCCGGGGGAGUCUACUGCUGUCCCGGAGGAGUCCACUGCUGUCCCGGAGGAGUCCACUGCUGUCCCGGAGGAGUCCACUGCUGUCCCGGAGGAGUCCACUGCUGUCCCGGAGGAGUCCACUGCUGUCCCGGGGGAGUCCACUACUGUCCCGGAGGAGUCCACUGCUGUCCCGGAGGAGUCCACUGCUGUCCCGGAGGAGUCCACUGCUGUCCCGGAGGAGUCCACUGCUGUCCCGGAGGAGUCCACUGCUGUCCCGGGGGAGUCCACUACUGUCCCGGAGGAGUCCACUGCUGUCCCGGGGGAGUCCACUGCUGUCCCGGGGGAGUCCACUGCUGUCCCGGGGGAGUCCACUACUGUCCCGGAGGAGUCCACUGCUGUCCUGGAGGAGUCCACUGCUGUCCCGGCGGAGUCCACUGCUGUCCCGGAGGAGUCCACUGCUGUCCCGGCGGAGUCCACUGCUGUCCCGGAGGAGUCCACUCCUGUCCUGGCGGAGUCCACUGCUGUCCCGGAGGAGUCCACUGCUGUCCCGGAGGAGUCCACUGCUGUCCUGGAGGAGUCACCUCAACCAACGCAAGGUCAACUUCAAGCGGCGACAGAAGUUCCUCCAGUGGAGGAGGAGGAGGAGAUGACAUCACCUCCAGAUGACGUCUCGACAGAAUCAGAGCGGGUGGACUCCUUCGAGGACCAGAACCCGUCGUUUCCCGUCAGAGGCCCCCAGGAGGUGACCUCUGACCCCCCGGAGUUCCCCUGGAUCCUGGUUGGACUCCCCGGUGGCGUGCUGCUGGUCACAUCGCUGGUCCUCGGUACUCUCCGAGCUCUGGGGCACAUCUGAACCGCUCGGGAUGGAUGGAUCCCGGCCUCAGGACCGAUAGAUCCCGGCGGUUCUGCCGCUGCACCUCCAGAGAUCUGAGCUCGCCUCCGGGUUGAGCUAACGAGAGGACGCCUCGUCGCCUGACGACAGAAGAGGUCACCGCAGAGCUGUUCGUAGCAGGCUGCAGUACCGGCCGUCAGAGUCCUGGGCAGGGACGGUCUACACCGGUCCAGGAUCCUGAUACUCAUUCACAAUGAAUCUGUCCAUGUGUCCAUGCUGAAUUCAUAAUAAAGCUAUAAGCUAAC
This is a messenger RNA of Cololabis saira (Pacific saury), 2126 nucleotides long. RefSeq names its product zonadhesin-like. The record is from RefSeq and is a predicted model, not a curated record. Bases 487 to 1842 code for a protein of 451 amino acids. The transcript is spliced from 7 exons. Lineage: Eukaryota; Metazoa; Chordata; Actinopteri; Beloniformes; Belonidae.